Messenger RNA from Polyodon spathula (Mississippi paddlefish), 5096 nucleotides. Its product is annotated as prickle-like protein 1. Gene Ontology annotation, molecular function: zinc ion binding. The transcript is spliced from 8 exons. The record is from RefSeq and is a predicted model, not a curated record. Bases 345 to 2849 code for a protein of 834 amino acids. Lineage: Eukaryota; Metazoa; Chordata; Actinopteri; Acipenseriformes; Polyodontidae.
GAGUCACUGCUUUAGAAAGCUGUUUACUUAAAUGCCAGAGCUUCUGCAGCUGAAGUCUAACAGCACUCCCAUUCUUCAAUCAUUCCUGAAAAUGCAUUCAUUUAUAUUGUACUGACUUUGACGGGGUUAGACACGGGUGGAAGCGUUGCAGAGCAGCAAUUUUGUGGACAUCUGAACUGAAGCUAAAGAGACCAAAUGUGAUUCUGUUCUAGAACAAAAAAAAAAGGAAUAUUUGGCUGUACAUUUUGCGUAUUUGUAUCAAUCAAAUACGCAGAAAAAUUGAGAAUUGCUGUUUGAUGCAUUUUGACUGAAGUGGGUAUCAGCAAGGAGUCUUAUCGCUAGAGAUGGAGCAGAAAGUAAGCAAACUCGGCUUUGGUUUUCAACGCAGUUCUACUUCAGACGAUGAUUCUGGCUGUGCUUUGGAAGAGUAUGCCUGGGUUCCCCCUGGUCUUAGGCCAGAACAGGUACAGCUGUACUUUUCCUGUCUGCCUGAUGAAAAGGUUCCUUAUGUGAACAGUCCUGGAGAGAAAUACAGAAUCAAACAGCUCUUGUACCAACUGCCUCCUCAUGAUAAUGAGGUAAGAUAUUGCCAGUCCCUUAGCGAGGAGGAAAAGAAAGAGUUACAGAUGUUCAGUACACAGCGCAAAAAAGAGGCACUUGGGAGGGGCACGAUUAAACUGCUUCCAAGAGCACUGAUGCACACAGUCUGUGAACAGUGUGGAGAGAACAUCAGUGGAGGUGAAAUUGCAGUCUUUGCAUCAAGAGCAGGUCCUCAGCUCUGUUGGCAUGCAGCAUGUUUUGUUUGCGCAACCUGCAAUGAGCACCUUGUUGAUCUCAUCUAUUUUUACCAAGAUGGAAAAAUUCACUGCGGCAGGCACCACGCUGAACUUCUGAAACCCCGCUGCUCCGCAUGUGAUGAGAUAAUCUUUGCUGAUGAGUGCACAGAAGCUGAAGGCCGUCACUGGCACAUGAAGCACUUCUGCUGCUUUGAGUGUGAAACUGUUCUGGGUGGGCAGAGGUACAUCAUGAAGGAUGGACGUCCAUACUGUUGUGGCUGCUUUGAAUCCCUUUAUGCAGAGUAUUGUGAGGUCUGCGGAGAACAUAUUGGUGUCGAUCAUGCCCAGAUGACUUAUGAUGGACUACAUUGGCAUGCUACCAAAACAUGCUUCUGUUGCUCCCAGUGCAAGACCUCAUUGUUGGGAUGCCCAUUUCUGCCCAAACAAGGAAGGAUUUACUGCUCCAAAGCCUGCAGUGUGGGGGAAGACAUUCAUGCUUCUGAUUCCUCCGACUCUGCUUUUCAGUCUGCAAGGUCGAGAGAGUCCAGGCGUAGUGUGCGUAUGGGCAAAAGCAGCAGAUCCGCUGAUCAGUGCAGACAGUCCUUGCUGUUCUCUCCGGGUGUCGACUACAAAUUUCCAGGCUUUUCUGGCAAUGCUGAAGACACUUUGUCUCGUAAAUUGGACGGCCUAAGUCUCUCUCCGCAAGAAACCAACCUAACGGACGAUCAUUUUUGGAAGAACCGUGAGGAACAGGAGGCCCCUGAGGACCACGAAGAAUGGGCUGAGCAUGAGGACUACAUGACACAGUUGCUUCUGAAGUUUGGAGACCGGGGCAUUUUCCAGCAGUCUGAGGACACUAGACAGACAGACCUAUGGGUGUCUGACAAUGGGAUGAAAGUGAAAUCUGAAUCCAAAACCAAUAGCCAAAAUCAAAGCCUUGCAAGCAAGAAAUACCAGUCUGAUAUGUACUGGACUCAGUCACAAGACGGCUUGGGGGAUUCGGCUUAUGGUAGUCACCCAGGACCCGCCAGCAGUAGAAAGAUCCAAGAGCUAGAGAUGGACCAUGGUGCAGCUAGCUAUAAACAUGACCAAAAGCAGUGGUAUGACGACUCCUUAGAAUGUAUUACAGAUGAACUCAAACAGCCUGAACACAGUGUUGGAGACUCCAUGGAUUCUUUACCUCUAUCUAAUAUUAUUGGAGUGUCAGUGGAUGGAGAUAGCAAGAAGAGGCCUUCCUUGUAUUCUCUGCACAACUUCCAGGAACUUGAAAAUGAGGACUGUGAAAAAAUGACCAACAUGGGUACAUUGAAUUCCUCAAUGCUUCACAGGAGUGCCAGUUCCUUAAAGAGCCUGACUUCUGAGCUGGAGCAGGAAGAAGUGUCGCUGCCAGAAGAAAAACCAAAGCCAAUUCACAUGCCGAUGCUUCGCAGAUCCAAGUCUCAGUCGAGGCCCCAGCAAGUGAAGUUUUCGGAUGAUGUCAUUGACAAUGGACGUUAUGAGACGGCUGAGGUCCGCCAGCCUCCAAUGAGUGAAAGGACUCGUCGACGGGCCUAUCACUUUGACGAGCCGGGCCAGCGACCACGCCAUCAUCACCAUAGGCACAGGAGGAGCCGGAAAUCUCGUUCUGACAACGCACUUCACCUGGCAGCGGAAAGGAAGCCCCACCCCAAAGAGAGAUCCCAUAUUUACAACCCAGAGGAUUAUGACAAAAUGAUGCAGACCAAGUGUCAACGGAGCGCUCGGGCCUGCAUGCACAAUCCACAGCUGUAUGGACCGUAUUCCCAUGCCACAUCUGAUCAUGCACUGCAGAACCAGGUGGUGGAUACAUUUCUUGGGCUGUAUGGAGAUGAGGAAUCCUGGUGCUCCACCUGUUCUUCUUCAUCUUCUGACUCUGAAGAAGAAGAAGGGUAUUUUCUUGGGCAGCCCAUUCCACAGCCCAGGCCAUCACGAUACAAUUAUUACACAGAUGACCUUACCAGUCCAUUGUCGGUGUUGCCAGCAUCCCAAUGUGGGAAAAGGACAACUAAAUCAAAGAAGAAGGGACGCAAGGGCAAAAACUGCAUCAUUUCAUAGACCAGUGUAUUAAGGAACCUAUUUUACCCCUUGUACCCCAGCGGUAGUAUUUAUGUUGCACUGAAAUUGAAUAACAAAGCAGUUUUUUUCAGUGCAGCUGUUACUUUUUUUUUUAACCAGGUUUACAGUCUGUAUGAGUAUUUAAAAUGAUAUAUAGUUACCACAGUUGAUCAUGUAACAUGUUGUUAAUGUAUAUGUUCUUUCAAGCAAACCGAUGAAGACUCCCAAGGGUGUUCUGGUUAAAAAUUAGGCUACAUAGAGCAAGAAUUAAACACAGCAGCAUUUAGUAAUUUCCUAUACUUUUGUAUUUAUAAUGUAGCUAUUAGUGACUAACUGUAAUCAUAAUUUAAUGGUGCAAAUAUUAAUGUACAUAUUGUAAAGUUAAGAUUUUAAAACUGAUAUUUUUAUAUCCCUGAAUUACAAGAGAUUUCUGUUUUGUUGUAAGAAAUAGAAUUAAUAGUGCAGCCAGCCAGCUGCCUUUCAGUUUGAAAUGAUUGCCCUUUUGUUAGUCAGGGUUUAAAAAUGUAUAGUGUAGUAUGUUGCCAGCAAAGAUGUUUUGGUGUUCUGUUGCUAGUUACAUUUUAACAGCUUUUUUUGGUAUUGUAUGUCUGUAGAGAACCGUAUGUGAUGGGGCAGUGCAAAUACCCCAGUAAAUAACCAAGGCCUUGUUCGAUCACAGGACUUCAUUUACGGGUUAAGCAUUGUAAACAGAUAAAUGUAAUUUUUGUAUAAAUGUAAAAACUGGAACAUAUUGCUAAGGCUAAUAAAAGCUGAUAUUGUGAUGUUGGAGACCUGUUAACCUGUUUUUAUUAAAUCUUUUAAUACUGCAAUGCUUUCAAUGGAAAUUCCAUUUUAAAGUUUAGUCAUUUUUCUCAGUUUUGUAGUAAUAUCAUGCUCAUGACUGUCAAAUGACAAAUUUCAGUUAGCUGUUGUAGAUUUAGUGACUUGCAUGCAGAGUAUGUGCAUUAAUACAUUACAUAUGGAUUUUAUUGUUGAAAAUUAGCCAAAUGAAUUGGACUUGGAUUUAAUAUUGUGUAAGUUGUUUUCUGUGUAAGUGUGUUGUUUUUUUUUAUUUAUUCUUUAUAAAGGAUCUAUUUUCCUAACAGAAGAAAGUUUAACUCUCCUGAUGACCAUGCAGAAACCAAAAAAAGUUUGAACAUGACAUGGUAUUAUACGUUAUGCAAUACUAAAAGAAACUUAGAUUAUUGUGUGACAAUGAAGACAUUGAGGUAGACCUGUAGUCCAAACAUGUAAGUAAUCUUUUUUAGCACUUGACACAAUCACUUGGCUUGACUUAUUUCAAAACAGUAGUAAUAUAAAAGCAGUAAGCUGCUGAUCUAAUAGUCCACAGAUUGUGAGCCAGAAUGGUCUAAAAUUACUCAAAUUGUCAGUCUAUGAAAUCUACCAAAAUAUGUGUCUUCGUUACCAAGAAUUUACCCCUCCACUGUGUCCACCUCCGGUCCUGGAGUGCUGUUCCAUCGCCAGUUUAAUAUGUACGAUUACUAUGCUUUAGGAUCUGGUCAGAGGUUUAACUGCUAAAAUUUAACAGCUAAGGGCAUGAUUGGAACAAAGACCUGGACUUGAAGUGCUGGCAUUGCCUAACCCGGCUGUACAGUGCUUCACAUCAAAAGCAGACAAGUGUUUUUGGCUAAUGCCAGCAUCAGGGAUUCAAUAUUAGUCAAAAUGAUUGUCAACUUGGCUUGACUUAUUUCAGAACAGUAGUAACAUUAAAAAGCAUAUGUGCUUUGCAUUUUGUUACCUUCAUUUAGUGAUUCCAAAUGAUUGUAAAAACUAGAGCUAAUGCAUUGUGUUGGGGACUGACAAGUCUUGUGUCCGCUUCAUGGCAUUUCAUUUCAGUUGCAAUGGGUUAAUUAGACUCUGAUGGCUAAUUUUAUUGUUGCUUUUGAUGCCUGGAAUGUCUACAUAUGCCAUUAUGUCCUUUCAUUUUAAUACAUUGCAUUUCCAAGCCAUUGAGGAACCAGCAGAGUGUGGCUCCUCGUAAGAUGGAAUGUCACUGUUAGACUUCUCUUCAUUGCGUUCCCGUUUUUUGAAUGCUAAUGGAAAAUGUGUUUGGAAUUAUUCAUUUUCAAACUACAGGAUAACCUACAGAAAAGCAACCUGUUAAAUCUUAGUCAGAAGUAAUAUUUUUCACCAUUUUAAAAGGUGAACCACAUAAAUUAGAACAACUUUUGCAAGUAAAGCAACACUACAAGGACAGCUAAAGCUGGAAAAUAAUAAAAAUUAUAA